AUGUAUGGCAGUGUGUGUCAUAAGGAUUGCUCCAAUGUCUAUGUAAACUGCUCUCUAGCCGGUUUGUUGGACUGCGAAGAGAAGUUUGCCAACUCCACUGCUGUGGUGUUCCCCGAGGUGGGCAACACCUUUGACCUCGCCUACUAUGGUGGUCCGUCCGCCUACACCAUCCCAUGUCUAGACAUCAAUGAAAUCGGCAGUAACAGGACUGAACAGUUUACAUGCCCAAGUCCAUUGAUAGGAAGGAACUCGACAGGUAGACAGAGACAGAUCGAUGAGGAGAAUGGAUACACGUUUGCAGGUGACACCAUGCCUUGCGUAUUCCCAUGUCCAGCUCCUAUAUUCUCAACGCGUCAAUGGAGCAUGUUCAAGCGUGCCGUAGAGAUUACCGCGACUAUAUCAUUCAUCUGCACGUCGGUCGUGUUGUUCACGUACGCCGUACUGAACAAGAAGUAUGACAGACAUGCCAUCUGUAUCAUUGGUAUCUCAUUUGGAUUGUGGAUAAGCAAUAUGACCGAUUUCCUUUUGUUUGGCGCUGGAUGGGAGUUGCAAUGUCCCGAGCCAGGCCGUCAGAGUGUUCAAUCCGAUAGAAUCUGCGCUGCUCAAGGUAUCCUAUUCCAGUUUGGUGUCAUCACAUCCAUCCUCUGGUGGUCAACCAUGGCCUUUGAUCUCUGGUUGGUGUUGCGCAGAGUCAAGACCCAAAAGUCAUAUGAGAAGUACUAUACUGUAGUGAUCACACUGAUUGCUGUCUUCCUGACAGUCUUGCCAGCUGGAAUGAACAAAUAUUCAUCAACCUUUGGAGGCAUGGGAUGUUGGAUUGGCGACAACAACUUCCUCAAUGGAGUCUUCUGGGGACCACUCACAUUCUGUCUCUUAGUUGGAAUUGUCUUUAUCAUAUUGAUUUUACGCGAAGUCUACAAGGUUGUCAAACGAGUUGACACUGGAAAGAAGAAGUCAAUGAGAAUGAUCAGAUACAAUCUGAAGCCAUUCCUGAUUAUCUUGUUCUUGUUUAUGGAGUUUAUUUAUAUGUUCUGUUACCACUUCUACCUGCAGACACUCGAGUCCACCGUGGUAGACAAGAUGUCUGUGUGGGUCAAGUGCUUGCUGGCGGGCGGCGACGACCAAUGUUGCUGUUUCUAUGGCAUCAACCGCCGUGCCAAACAGAUCUGGCUGACGUCAUUCUUCUUCCACAACCGAUUCUACUCGAUCAAUCUGUCGCUGUCUUCCAAAACCAGCAUGUCAUCGUCGGCGCCCACUACUGGCAGCACACGUAUGUCACACUUUGGCAAUGGCACCAGCAACCUAUCGCGCACCCUUGAAGAGUCGGCCAGUGGUGAGGCUUCCGAUGUUGUCGAGCGCGACAACAAGCCAUCACGUACUGUCACAUUGGCAACUAGCAAUUCCAACAACAACAACAACAAUAACGAACAAAUAUAA
This is a messenger RNA of Acytostelium subglobosum LB1, 1437 nucleotides long. RefSeq lists its product as hypothetical. The record is from RefSeq and is a predicted model, not a curated record. Gene Ontology annotation, biological process: cell surface receptor signaling pathway. Gene Ontology annotation, cellular component: membrane. Bases 1 to 1437 code for a protein of 478 amino acids. Lineage: Eukaryota; Evosea; Eumycetozoa; Acytosteliales; Acytosteliaceae. The transcript is spliced from 6 exons. Gene Ontology annotation, molecular function: transmembrane signaling receptor activity.